Messenger RNA from Diachasmimorpha longicaudata, 2400 nucleotides. RefSeq lists its product as uncharacterized. The transcript is spliced from 4 exons. NCBI's taxonomy places the organism in Eukaryota, Metazoa, Arthropoda, Insecta, Hymenoptera, Braconidae. The record is from RefSeq and is a predicted model, not a curated record. Bases 494 to 937 code for a protein of 147 amino acids.
CAACCCAACAAUUACCUAUACCCUCAGCUAAAAUAAUUGAUAACCCGCUGAAGCCGUGAGCUAUCAUCACAGCUGAAUUCUUCAUGCCAGACUAGCCCACCUGAAUAUUUCAUUGGUAUCAGCACCGAGUGGUCACUCGUGGUCUAGCAAUAUCGAUUGUUACUUUGUCGUGCGUGAUUAGACGUCAGGCAGGAGUGUGGAACAAAUCGAUUUUUCAAAGCCGGUCGUCAUGCCAGUGCCAGUAGUUACUCUGCCAAAGGCCACAACGGCUUGCCCCAGAUCCAUCGAUAAGUGAGAACAGGAAUAAUUAGAUACUGAGAAGGGGGUUGUGAUUAAUUGGCAUUGAGUGGAAACCAACGAAGCAUAAAAUAAUAAAGAUUCACGUUCCAAGAUAAAGUAGGCAUCUUAGACUGCAGGUGAAGUGAGGAAGUUGAGCGUUGGCGAUGUGCCAGAGGUGGAAAAAAUACUUGGCUAGUGAAUAGCAUGCAAAUACAUGAGAAUGGCGCGAUUCGCUUACGAAUGCAGUGUCGAUACCAAGGGAAAUAAUACGAGUGAAGGACCAAGUACGAUAAAACCAGCGCCAUGUCAAGCAAGUAAUAUUUGUCUCUACUGCUGCUGUGAGCCGCAGUGUUGCUUCUUAAUACAGAGGAAUACGCCGAAACAUUUCUGGGAGGCAUGGUACUUCUGGCUGGGAAUAGCGCUAUUGAUUCUCUUCAUUAUUUCAUCAGUAGCAAGUUACGUCAUCAGCAGCUGUCGUCAAAACAUCCAAGCAUUAACAGGUACCACAGCAGCCGGGAAUGUCCGUGCUGAUCAGAAUGCAACAAAUGAAAUUUCAGUCCACGUGAUACCAAACACCGGUGUCCUUCCGUCCCACCACAAACUCCUGCUCUGCGCACCGGAGUCCAGUUCCUCGUUGAUGACUCCAAUCGUUGCCUAAGCAUCAUGACACACUGGCACUUAGUAUCUUCGCCGUGUUUUCAUUCCCAUUUUUAUUAAUAAUAAAAUGAGGGAACGCUUAUGAUUAUGUCUGGCGAACGGGAGAGAGGGGGACAGGCGAGUCCACUUGAGCCGUCUGUCUAAUGACACCCGUUAAUACUCAACGGUUAUGACAAGAGUUGCAGUACAGGCCUCAACGCUUGCUUGAGAUAACGAGGAAAGUCUUCUCUAUCUGUCGUCUAAAGUCCGUUAACCGCACUGAUAGAAAAUAUUAUUUUUAUUGAUAUGUCUUUCUCUCCAGGGGGCUUAAAAAAUUAAGGAAUGUGAAAUUCCAUAAAAUUCGAGAUAGGAAUGAGUGUUGCGUUGUGAAGGUUGUGAGUUGGAUUCUCGGGGGACUCAAAAUUUAUCAAGAGCUACAGCCGCAUGCGUAGGGUUCCAAGACGGCUAAUUAGCCAACAGAAAAGAAAGCAGAAAGAUAAAAAUCUUCAAAAACGUAUCAAUAGUAACAGAUUUGAAGGGUCUCAGUUAGCAUAGAAUAUCUGAUAUUCUAUUCUGAAUCGAACCGAGAUCCUUCGGUGUUGUCGACGGGCACCCGGUUAAGGUUUCUCUCUUCCACUGCUCCCCGUUAUAUUUUUUAAAAUCCAUUAGCAUUUUGUCACUUCAACCAAGCACAUUUGAGCAAUUUUAAUUCUAAUAAUUUAAGUAAUAAUUUUGUCGUCUUUUGGAUUAAUUAUUUGCUGGAGUCCGUACUCGCACAGGGAUCAACUUCUCCUUCAUUUCACUGGCCAGUUGGCAUUUCUUUUUGCUACGGAGCGUCUUGAAACUCGUUUUCUCCUCCGAGGUUUAAGAUAGGCGUAACUCCCAUUAACAAUUAAGAAGACAUGCCCAAGGGGGACCCGGGGCAUUGCUUUGCGGAAGAUAUGGUCUCGCUCUCCUCUUCUUUCGCGUUGAGAAUUCAGCGGGGAGUUGAGUGCAGAGUCGCGGUAAUGCCGAGGGGGUAAUUUAAGGGAAGAUAAUCACACGAAAUGUCUUCUUUUAUUUUUUGCAAUUUUUUUUCGGUGGGAGGCAGACGCUUGACGUAGUGGAUUCUACUGUCUCACGGGUUGCUUUGAGUUGUUCUGGCUGGGACGAAAAAAUGCCUGGGAAAAGGUGGAUUAAUAUAUUUUCAUUGCACUGUGCGGAAAAGUAUUUUUUACCUAGUGCAGGCUUUCCAGCACGAGCCGACAGCGAGUACUAUUAUCCCACGGGAUAAAAAACACUUUCCCCGUGAGUAGCGAAUAACAUUCUUCACCCUAAUGUCGGAAAAUUGUAAUGAAAAAAAAAAUUCCAUGGAGAAUUCAGAAUAUUAUUUUUAUGGUGCACUCCUCCUGAUAUGUUCUAAAAUUAACUGUUUAAUUUUUGUACAAAGUAACAGACAACUGUUGACUCAACGCAAUAAAGUAAAUAUGUACAUAUAAAUCAUUG